GCCAUGUGCAUCAAUAGUCAUCAUGCGCGCGUGUCACUUGUGUUUGUUAUUCACAUCGUUUAGUUUAGUUUAGUCGUCAGUAUAACAUAGAAUAACAAAAAUUGCUUGCAAGCAUAGAGUUUCCAAAUCUCCUAACGGUUUUGCAAAAUGCACAGGUCUGCUCCUAUUGUCGAAAAAUUUAUUUACCAUGUAAGAGACAGAAAUAAUGUCAGGCAAUUUUACACAGCUCUAGACAAAAGUCGAACCAAGGAGUACGAAGGGAGAAAACUUAUUGGAUUUUCUAUGGAAGAGAUAUACAGUGUUGUCUCUGAUGUGGCUAAUUACAAGUAUUUUGUGCCAUUUUGCAAACAAUCGGACGUAAUACUUAAGAAACCCGAUUUUCUAAAGGCCAAUUUAACCAUUGGAUUUCCACCACUGAAGGAAAGCUAUGUAUCCAACGUUACAAUGAUACACCCUCAACUUGUGAAGGCAGAAUGUACGGAGGGAAAGCUAUUUGAUCACCUAAACACUCUGUGGAUAUUUUCACCUGGAUUAAAAAACAAUCCACAAACUUGUGUCAUAGAUUUUUCACUAUCCUUUAAAUUUAAAUCAUGGAUACACUCUCAUCUAUCAAAUCUAUUCUUCAAUGAAAUUGUGAGACAAAUGGAAAAUGCAUUUCUUGACGAAGCUCACAGAAGAUUUGGCAAACCUUGCAUAAAAACUGUGAGAUUGAAAGGAUGACUAUCGAAGAAUUAGCAUGAAGUUUUACUAUGUACUCUGUUAUUUAUUUUGUGAUAUAUAUUUAUAUUAAAUAUUAAUGUCGUGGCAAGGUAUGUGCUUCCCAUGAGAGAUGUUUUAACUUUGUUGACAACUACAUUUUGUAAUUGAUAUUUGUACAGU
Messenger RNA from Copidosoma floridanum, 879 nucleotides. RefSeq names its product coenzyme Q-binding protein COQ10 homolog B, mitochondrial. Gene Ontology annotation, biological process: cellular respiration. The record is from RefSeq and is a predicted model, not a curated record. NCBI's taxonomy places the organism in Eukaryota, Metazoa, Arthropoda, Insecta, Hymenoptera, Encyrtidae. Gene Ontology annotation, cellular component: mitochondrion. Gene Ontology annotation, molecular function: ubiquinone binding.